Messenger RNA from Cordyceps militaris CM01, 1749 nucleotides. RefSeq lists its product as uncharacterized. The record is from RefSeq and is a predicted model, not a curated record. The coding region runs from base 1 to 1749 and encodes 582 amino acids. The transcript is spliced from 8 exons. NCBI's taxonomy places the organism in Eukaryota, Fungi, Ascomycota, Sordariomycetes, Hypocreales, Cordycipitaceae.
AUGGACGAGCACAAUCAGAGUCGACGGUAUAGUCCAAGCACACUGAGCGAUUCUCAGGGAACGAGAUAUGCGCCACUGGGAUCUUCUACAUCGCAACAUGGCUUGCUCCCUGAUGUACCAGCGGAACGAUACCGGCAUGGUCAACAGCAGCAGCUCGGGCUCUCUACCCCGGCACGCACCCUGGAAAGUAAUGCCGGUGGCGACAGCCAAUAUUACCCAGAUCAAAUCUCGACAUUUCCUGGUUCUACAAGCCUAUCGGCCGCACAAAUGUCAUACGGAUCCGAUUACAACCCGGGUGGCGCCGACACAGGCGCGCGACAGCAACAUCAAACAGUUGGGUUUGGCAACUACAACGCAAGCAUGAUGAUGUACAGCGUACCGCAAGCGAGCACGCAAACUUCGAUUUACAACACGCCGCAGUAUGCCCCCUCUCUACCACCUAGAAAUAACCCCAUGGCAUCGACGCCGCUUCUCUCCACCCAGGCCGACGUGAAUCCAUCAUACUUUGGAGAAGAGCAGGCUUCCCCUGAGACGACCUCGUUGGAGCACACUGCCAACAGCGGGUCAGCCUACUACCAGGAUAUUCCCUCCUCAUUCCACUACACAACGGGAGGGGCAGAAAGCAGUGGUGGCAGCGUCAGUGGCAGCGGCAACAGCCUCACCGGGGUAGAGAGUUUCUAUCAGGUCGCUGAUUUAGGUGCUAGCAGUUCGGGCGCAAUGGCCGAGUCUUCAAGACCGGACAGGACAGCGGAGUUUGAGGAAAAGUGGCAGGAAUACCAGCGACGCCUCGCCAGCGUAUUUCUGGAUGUCAAAAACGGAAAUCUUGAAAAGGCGGCUGAUGGUCUCUUGAGCGUCUCGUUCUGGCUCUUGUCGAGAGUCGAAGAAUUAGGCCUAACCGAAGACGACGAGGACCUUCACAAAGAUCGCCUCAAGCUGUGGCAGGACUUUAAUCACGCGUGGAUCGCACUCGUCUUCAAACAAAAGAAGCACAUGCAGCAGUUUGAUGCCGACGAUGUGGUGUCGCAGCCUCUAGCAAUACGGACGAUCAAGAGGAUGGGCGACGAGCUUAUUCGCCUCUGCGAUGGUAUUGAGAGGCAUGGUCUCGUAGACUACCAGUUUGGUGUGUGGGAGGACCAGAUUGAAUCAUUACUAGAGGAUUGUCUCAAUCUUUUCGAGGACAAGGAAAAGGAGCAGAAGGAAGCUCGGCGCCGAGACGAGGCCAGCUGUUAUGGAACAUUAUAUGGCGAAUUCAUUUUGGAGUAUCAGGAUUUUGUGCAGCGCGCAUAUCACAAUAUCAACAUCGUCAAGACGAACACUGUCCGCCCUUUGGUCGUGCUCGUGCUCGUGCUCGUGCUCGCCUGCAUCAGAUACUGCCGCCAAGACAAGGCGAACGCCAAGAUAUGCCUGGAAGCAAUCCAGCCAGGUUCGGCGCAUCCCUAUUGGCGCGAGAAUAAUCCGGGUGUCAAGCCAACUUGUCCGUUUAUUAGCCCACUCCCCUCCUUCCUUGCGCGCGCGGGACGGGCGUAUCGAGAUGAAGGAGCUGAAAUAGCCUCCUCGGCGCUCCUGGAUCAAGGACGGAGCCAAAACAAGAAUAAAAUAGAACAAGUCACAAGACUCCCUCUGCAGUACGAGAGCCCGUCCGUGCUUGGGUUGACGUUUGCGCAGCCGCCUUGGCGGAUGGAUGGGUGGGCAGGUCCCGUUUUGGUUCCCGACCAAGUGCCGCCUUCAUUGGUGACGGAGCGAGGCUGA